Messenger RNA from Calidris pugnax (ruff), 2893 nucleotides. RefSeq names its product ral guanine nucleotide dissociation stimulator (gene RALGDS). Bases 118 to 2637 code for a protein of 839 amino acids. The transcript has 18 exons. Gene Ontology annotation, molecular function: guanyl-nucleotide exchange factor activity. The record is from RefSeq and is a predicted model, not a curated record. Gene Ontology annotation, cellular component: plasma membrane. Gene Ontology annotation, biological process: Ras protein signal transduction; positive regulation of GTPase activity. NCBI's taxonomy places the organism in Eukaryota, Metazoa, Chordata, Aves, Charadriiformes, Scolopacidae.
CCCGUUCCCGGGAAUCCAUUCUUCCCAUCCACCUCCUCCACCACCCCCGGUGCCUGUCCCCGGAGCAUCCCGGGGGCGCUGGCGGGGCGCGGCGCGGGGGAUGCGGCGGUGCUGCCCAUGGUGAGCCGCCGCCGGUCCCCGCCGCACCAUGUCGCCGCGCCCGCCCCCGAGAGGAUGUUCGAGGGCUGCCGGCGGGCGCGGAGCCUCUGGGGCGGCGUGAGGCUGGAGGUGGCCGGGGAGAGCAGCCCCGUGGUGCUCCACAGCUUCACCCAGCUCGACCCCGACCUGCCGCCGCUGGAGAGCUCCACACAGGAGAUCGGAGAAGAGCUGGAGGAUGGUGUGAUCUACAGCAUAUCGCUCCGGAAGGUGCAGCUCCAUCACACGGCCAACAAAGGGCAGCGAUGGCUGGGGUUUGAGAAUGAGUCGGCCUUAAACCUCUAUGAGACGUGUAAGGUGAGGACGAUAAAAGCUGGGACCUUGGAGAAGCUGGUGGAGUACCUGGUCUCAGCCUUCAAGGGCAAUGACUCCACCUACGUCACCAUCUUCCUGUGCACUUACCGGGCCUUCGCCACCACCAAGCAAGUGCUGGACCUGCUGCUUAACAGGUACGGCAAACUCCACGUGCAGGCGAAUGGGGACCAUGCCAGGCACGCUGUGGAUGAGAGGACAGAGCUGAAGAACACCAUCUCCUCCAUCCUGGGCGCCUGGCUGGACCAGUACUCAGAGGACUUCCGCAAGCCCCCGGACUUUGCCUGCCUCAAGCAGCUCAUCUCCUACGUGCGCCACAACAUCCCCGGCUCGGACCUGGAGCGCCGAGCCCGCAUCCUGCUGGCCCAGUUCCAGCAGCAAGAGAAGAGCGAGUCGGAGGCAGAAGCUGUGGACCACGGUGGCUGCACCUUCCAGCUGGUGGAGGAGAACGGGGUCGGGGACGGGAAGCCGGAUUUCCUCUCCUUCUCCCCAGAGAUGGUGGCAGAACAGUUCACACUGAUGGAUGCUGAGUUGUUCAAGAAAGUGGUGCCUUACCACUGCCUGGGCUGCAUCUGGUCCCAGCGAGACAAGAAGGGCAAGGAGCACCUGGCACCCACCAUCCGUGCCACGGUCUCGCAGUUCAACAGCGUGGCCAACUGUGUCAUCGCCACGUGUCUCGGUGACCGGUCCCUGAAGCCGCAGCAGAGGGCUAAAGUGGUGGAGCGGUGGAUCGAAGUGGCUCGGGAGUGCCGCAUCCUGAAGAACUUCUCUUCCCUCCGAGCCAUCCUCUCGGCUCUGCAGUGCAAUGCUGUUCACCGGCUGAAGAAGACCUGGGAUGAGGUCCUACGGGAGAGCUUCCGCACUUUCCACGAGCUCUCUGAGAUCUUCUCCGACGAGAACAACCACUCGCUGAGCCGGGAGCUUCUCAUUAAGGAGGGCACGUCCAAAUUCGCCACCUUGGAGAUCAACCCCAAGAGGGCUCAGAAGCGGCAGCAGCAGCAGCGAGAGAUGGGUGUGAUGCAGGGCACCAUCCCCUACCUUGGCACCUUCCUCACGGAUCUGGUGAUGCUCGACACCGCCAUGAAGGAUUUCCUGGACGGAGGCCUGAUCAACUUCGAGAAAAGGAGGAAGGAGUUUGAAGUCAUCGCCCAGAUCAAGCUGCUUCAGUCGGCCUGCAACAACUACAGCUUCACGCAGGAGGACCAGUUCGUGGACUGGUUCCACAGCCUGGAGCGGCUCAGUGAGGCCGAGAGCUAUGGGCUGUCGUGUGAGAUCGAGCCGCUGUCGGAGUCAGCCAGCAACACGUUGAAGGCGAAGAAAAACACGGGCAUCAUCAAGCGAUGGAGCGACCGGCAGCCACCCAGCACCGAGCCCUGCGCCAGCGGCAGCUCCCACUCGAAAUCCUUCGACCAGCUCAAGUGUGGGCAGUACCUGUGCAGCGGGGACGCCACCGACUCCGUGAGCGUCACCUCCGCCGGCUCCAGCAGCUCCGACGUGGAGGAGAUCAACAUCAGCUUCAUCCCCGAGUCCCCCGACUGCCAGGAGAAGAAGCGCUGGUACGCCCCGUCUGUGGCCGACGGAGAAGCUAAAACCACUGUGUCCUCCGCAUCCCCUCUCCUCCCUGCCCUCCAGUUCUGGGAAUCCACCUCCCUCUCCUCCCUGGACACGUCGGGCAUCGGCUCAGGCUCCAGCAGUGCCUCGUCUUCUUCCGUCUCCUCCACGCCGGUGACUGCCUCCCGCACCCACAAGCGCUCGGUCUCCGGCAUCUCCAGCUACUCCUCCCUCUCGCUGCCCCUCUACAACCAGCAGGUCGACGACUGCUGCAUCAUCCGCGUCAGCCUGGCUGUGGACAACGGCAACAUGUACAAGAGCAUCCUGGUGACGAGCCAGGAUAAGACCCCGGUGGUUAUUCGCAAGGCCAUGGCCAAACACAACUUGGACGGGGACCGGCCUGAAGACUAUGAGCUUGUUCAGAUCAUCUCAGAGGAGAGAGAGCUGAAGAUCCCCGACAACGCCAACGUCUUCUACGCCAUGAACUCUGCCGCCAACUACGACUUCGUGCUGAAGAAGCGGGGCUUCUCCAAGGGGGUGAAGAUCAAGCACGGCUCCAGCUCCACCCUGCCCAGGAUGAAGCAGAAAGGCCUGAAGAUCGCCAAAGGCAUCUUCUAGCCUCAGCCCCACUGCCACCCAUCACCGACGGGGCCUUGGGGGCAGGCUGCUCCGAGCUCGGCUGCGGCCGGUCCUUGUGCCGCCCGGCGCGGCGAGAGGAGCGACCCUCGCCCACGGGGGAUGGCCGUGCAUCUCCCUCCCAGAGACGCAACCGGUGUCGGCCUCCGCCUCCCUCUGCACAAGCUCCCGUUUCAAUCAGGUCUUUUUUUCUACACAGGAAGGCAGCGAGGGGGGGGGGGAUCCUCUCCAUUUUAUU